AUGACGACUCUGAUCUAUCUGGCUGCCCUUGCCUACUUCCACCUUCCAGUUUCACAGGCAUACCAGGGCUCUAAUACUUCCAUCCUUUGCUCGGCAGAUAAUCGACAAAUCGUCGACAACACAACAGACUACUGGCCAUACCAACUCUACAAGUCUACCAAUGCCACUCCGCCGUACAUGGGUAUCACCACCAGCGGCGAGCCGCUCGCUGAAGGUGUGAUAUUCCUCGGUCAGAAUUAUAGACCAGGUACCCAUGCGAUCAAACAGCAAGGGGCUAUGAUCAUGACCGAUACAAGCGAUCUGGUCUGGUCUGGACCCUCAUCCUCUGAUGUAACAGUAUCCGAUUUUAAACAAAUGACCUUAAACGGUGAACAGGUCAUUCUAUACUGGUCCUCUGUUGGUGAUCAACCAACUGAGGGAAUUGGAUACGGUCAGGUACAUAUCCUUGACAGCACAUACCGAGAAAUUUACACCAUCUGCCCGGACCUGGGAUUGACUCUGCUUCCCGGCGCAUCUUCACCGUGUAGUGCCGAUCUUCACGAACACUACAUCACCGAGUCGAACACCCUCCUAGUUACUGCUUUCAAUCUGACUCAGGCUGAUUUGACAUCAAUUGGGGGCACCACCGACGAAUGGGUUUUAGACGCUCUUGCUGCAGAGGUUGAUCUCGAAACCGGGGCUAUUCUCUUCACUUGGAGUGCACUGGAGCAUGUGGCUGUCAACAACACGCAGCAAUCCAUGCCAUCUUCCGGCACCAGUCAAUCUGUUCCCCUUGACUUGUACCAUAUGAACUCCAUCCAGUCAUAUGGCGAGUACUACUUGAUCAACUGUCGACACACAUUUUCAACGUAUAUGGUUGACCGUGCUGGUGAAAUUAUGUGGUCUCUUCAAGGCCAGACUGGAGGAGACUUCGGUAGUUUACCCACCAAUGGGACCUUUUCAUGGCAACAUCAUACUCGCAUGAUUAACGAGUCCUCUACUACGGCUCUUUACUCAUGUUUUGAUAAUGGCAAUUCAAAUCCUUCGAAGAACGUCACCUCGUACGGUGUUUCUUUACGAUUGACAUUACCACCAAACCCAUCAAACCCGCCAGAGCUAGUCACCAGCCUGUGGGAUGUAAACGAACAGGUCUACUCCUGGGCCGAGGGGUCUUUGUCCCAGCUCGACAACGGCAACUACUUCAUGGGCUACGGCAUUCGUCCGAUCAUGAAAGAGUACGGCCCCAACCCUACUGUCGAAGGCAACGUCCGCUGGACUGCCCAGUUUGCCGAUCUCAACUCGGGCCAUAGCUAUCGCGCGUUCAAGACUAACUGGCAUGCGACGCCUUACACCCAGCCAACCCUCAUUGUAUCUCAGUCCGCAGUUCCAGAUUCCCUGUCCAACUGUACUGGCUCAUCCUCGUCAUCCUUUUUGAUCGGCUACGUGAGCUGGAACGGCGCAACUGACGUGACCUCGUACGUCGUCUAUGGUGGUGCCAGCGAGGCCAACCUCGAGGAAAUCGGCACAUUCCCUAAGCAAGGGUUCGAGACCGUCUUUGCUAUACCUUCUAAUGUCAAAGCUGUGCAGAUUGGCGCGAUAGAGAACAACGGCACUAGUGUUGUGCAGAGAUCGGCCGUUGUGACUAUCUGA
Messenger RNA from Talaromyces proteolyticus, 1629 nucleotides. RefSeq names its product ASST-domain-containing protein. Lineage: Eukaryota; Fungi; Ascomycota; Eurotiomycetes; Eurotiales; Trichocomaceae. The transcript has 2 exons. The record is from RefSeq and is a predicted model, not a curated record. Bases 1 to 1629 code for a protein of 542 amino acids.